ACAUAGCGAACUCAGUUGAGAUCUAGCCUUAAGGAAACACUCGCCGAGUAUUGACUAUUAUUGAGAACUUUUUACCUCGAUCAAAGAAACUUUCUCAGAAUACUGAGAAUCAUGGUUAUGAUCCUGGAAGGCUGGAAACGAGAAUGAAUCACUGACGUCGAAUCUACAGUUUGUCUGGAGGAUCAAGUUUCAAGUUGAUGAUAGUGAACUACUGAUACACAAUGGCCAAUUUGAGAUACCCAGAAGAAUAUCACUCCUACUUCGAUCCAAAAACCUAUCUAGAGAAAUUCUACACACAAUUCAAAGAAGGCGAUGACAGUGAUUUGUCAGCAGCACUGCCGUCUCUCAAACUAUUGCACGAGUUUUGGUCGAAUUUUAAGUCCUUGUCAGAGACGGAAGUUGGCGAAUUUCGCUAUCUUGAGUACGGUGGUGGACCGUCAAUAACAAACAUUGCUUUUGCCUCCCCGAAAGUGAAUCACAUCGUAUUUUCAGAGUAUACAGAAGCGAAUAGACAAGCUGUGAAAUCAUGGAUUGCUGGUGAACCUGAUGCCCACGACUGGAUGCCUUUAUUUGAAGUCAUCUCGGAGCUCGAACAAGAAGAUAAAAUUCCUGUCGAGUCAACGGAGAAAGAGAAGCAGGAUACUUUACUCCAUCGUGCUGAUGAAUUGAAGAAAAAAAUCAAAUCAAUCGUACCCUGUGAUGUAACCAAGACACCAAUAGUUCAACUUGAGCACGAUGAUGUUGACAAACCAUUCGAUUUUGUUGGCACUAGUUUGUGUCUGGAGGCAUGCGUCACGUCUGAAGACCACUACAAGAAUACCGUUGCAAAGCUUUGCAAUUUGCUCAAACCAAAUGGUUAUUUAUUUAUGUACGGAGUUUUGGAGCAGACUUAUUAUUUCGUAGGAAAAGAGAAAUUUUAUACUUUUACCUUGAAUGAGAAAAUGGUAAAAGAAGCGAUGAAAGAAGCGGGAAUAAAGAUUGAAAAUUUUACAACAAUCCCUGUCACACUGGCAGAGGCGAGCAUCUGUGAUUGUACAGCGACAUUUUUUACCUAUGGACGAGCCUGUAAAAUUUGAAAUAAUUUACAGUAUUAGUGAUUACCAUGCUUGGCUGAAUCAUUCCAGCUGACCUUCAAUAUUACCAAAAAUAUAUUACUAUCAGACCUGUUGUAUUUAAUUCGUCUUUCUUUAAAAAUGUAUUCACAGUUUUUACCUAAAUGAUUAUGUCAUUAUUUUAUGUAUGGUGUUACGCAGAAUAGAAUAUUUUGCUCUAAUUUUUUGCUAGUCAUUUUGGAUUCAAACUUAUCGUAUUCUAACUUAACUGAAUUAUUUUUUUAUGCUCAUUGACAAUCCCCUCCACAACCGAAGGGUCUGCUAGACU
Molecule: messenger RNA, 1380 nt
Organism: Dendronephthya gigantea
Lineage: Eukaryota; Metazoa; Cnidaria; Anthozoa; Malacalcyonacea; Nephtheidae
Product: nicotinamide N-methyltransferase-like
Exons: 1
Coding region: 222-1076 (284 amino acids)
Cellular component (GO): cytosol
Molecular function (GO): N-methyltransferase activity
Source: RefSeq, a predicted model, not a curated record